Molecule: messenger RNA, 6743 nt
Organism: Pygoscelis adeliae (Adelie penguin)
Lineage: Eukaryota; Metazoa; Chordata; Aves; Sphenisciformes; Spheniscidae
Gene: CDC42BPA
Product: CDC42 binding protein kinase alpha (DMPK-like)
Exons: 35
Coding region: 19-4923 (1634 amino acids)
Biological process (GO): actomyosin structure organization; peptidyl-threonine phosphorylation
Cellular component (GO): actomyosin; cytoplasm; cytoskeleton
Molecular function (GO): protein serine/threonine kinase activity; protein binding; ATP binding
Source: RefSeq, a predicted model, not a curated record
UUUAAAAAAGAAACCCCAAUGCAAACUGAAACAACCAUGUCUGGAGAAGUGCGUUUGAAGCAGUUGGAGCAGUUUAUUUUGGAUGGGCCAACUCAGACUAAUGGGCAAUGCUUCAGCGUGGAAACCUUGCUGGAUAUACUCAUCUGCCUUUAUGAUGAAUGUAAUAAUUCCCCUCUGAGAAGAGAGAAGAACAUCCUUGAGUAUCUAGAGUGGGCCAAACCUUUUACAUCUAAAGUGAAACAGAUGCGACUACAUAAAGAAGAUUUUGAAAUCCUGAAGGUGAUUGGUCGAGGAGCCUUUGGAGAGGUUGCGGUAGUGAAACUGAAGAAUGCAGAUAAGGUUUUUGCCAUGAAGAUACUUAAUAAGUGGGAGAUGCUGAAGAGAGCUGAAACAGCCUGUUUUCGAGAAGAGAGAGAUGUGUUAGUGAAUGGAGAUAACCAGUGGAUCACAACAUUACAUUAUGCAUUCCAGGAUGAAAACUAUUUAUACCUGGUUAUGGAUUACUAUGUUGGAGGAGACCUGCUUACGUUGCUCAGCAAGUUUGAGGACAGACUACCUGAAGAUAUGGCGCGUUUUUAUUUGGCUGAAAUGGUGAUAGCUAUUGAUUCAGUUCAUCAGUUACAUUAUGUUCACAGGGAUAUUAAACCAGACAACAUUUUGAUGGAUAUGAAUGGACAUAUUCGAUUAGCAGAUUUUGGUUCUUGUCUGAAACUGAUGGAAGAUGGAACGGUCCAAUCUUCAGUGGCAGUUGGAACACCAGACUACAUCUCUCCAGAAAUCUUGCAGGCCAUGGAAGAUGGAAAAGGGAAGUAUGGGCCCGAGUGUGACUGGUGGUCCCUAGGCGUUUGCAUGUAUGAAAUGCUUUAUGGAGAAACGCCCUUUUAUGCUGAGUCCUUGGUGGAGACCUAUGGGAAAAUAAUGAACCACAAAGAGAGGUUUCAGUUUCCUGCUCAAGUGACAGAUGUCUCUGAAAGUGCAAAGGACCUCAUCCGAAGGCUCAUUUGUAGCAGAGAGCAUCGACUUGGACAAAAUGGGAUAGAAGACUUCAAGAACCAUCCAUUUUUUGCUGGGAUUGAUUGGGACAACAUUAGAAACUGUGAGGCACCCUACAUCCCAGAAGUCAGCAGCCCCACUGAUACAUCAAACUUUGAUGUGGAUGAUGAUUGCUUAAAAAAUUCUGAAACAAUGCCUCCACCGUCACACACUGCAUUUUCUGGCCAUCAUUUACCAUUUGUGGGUUUCACAUAUACGAGUAGCUGUGUGCUUUCAGACCGCAGCUGUCUAAGACUGACAGCUGGACCGCCCUCCAUGGAUCUUGAUGCCAGCAUUCAAAGAACUUUGGAGGAUAGUUUAGCAACAGAAGCUUAUGAGAGGAGAAUAAGACGUCUAGAACAGGAAAAGCUUGAACUUAGUAGAAAACUGCAAGAGUCCACCCAGACAGUCCAGGCUCUGCAGUAUUCAACAGUGGAUGGCCCAAUAACAGCAAGCAAAGAUUUAGAAAUUAAAAGUUUGAAAGAAGAAAUUGAAAAGUUGAAGAAACAGGUAACAGAUUCUGGUCAGCUAGAACAGCAACUUGAGGAGGCCAGCGCUGCAAGGCGGGAGUUGGAUGAUGCUUCCAGACAAAUAAAGGCUUUUGAGAAACAGGUCAGAACGCUGAAGCAAGAGAGGGAAGAUCUUAAUAAGGAACUGGCAGAGUCUAGUGACAGAUUAAAAUCCCAAGCCAAAGAGCUGAAAGAUGCACACAGCCAGCGGAAAUUGGCAAUGCAGGAGUUCUCAGAGAUGAACGAGCGGCUGACAGACUUGCACUCUCAAAAACAAAAGCUUGCCCGCCAGCUCCGAGAUAAGGAGGAAGAAAUGGAAGUGGUGAUGCAAAAAGUAGAAAGUUUAAGGCAAGAGUUACGCAGAACAGAGAGACUUAAAAAAGAACUGGAAGUCCAAGCUGAAGCUGCAGCUGCUGAGGCAUCCAAAGACAGGAAAUUGCGAGAGAGGAGUGAACAGUACUCUAAACAGUUGGAAAGCGAAGUAGAAGGGCUAAAGCAAAAACAGGUUGGUCGCUCACCUGGGGUAAGCAGUAUAGAACACCAGCAAGAGAUCACUAAAUUAAAGGCAGACCUGGAGAAGAAAAGUGUUUUCUAUGAAGAGGAACUAUCUAAACGUGAAAUAAUACAUGCUAAUGAAAUAAAAAGUCUGAAGAAAGAACUACGGGAUGCAGAGAGCCAGCAGCUUGCCCUCAAGAAGGAGAUCAUGAUUUUGAAAGACAAGCUAGAGAAAACCAGAAGAGAAAACCAAAGUGAAAGAGAGGAAUUUGAAACAGAGUUCAGACAGAAGUAUGAACGAGAAAAGACUCUGCUAACAGAGGAAAACAAAAAACUUUCAAAUGAACUUGAUAAGCUCACCACCAUGUUUGAGAGGCUGAGUGUGAAUAACCGGCAGCUGGAAGAAGAGAUGAGAGACCUGGCUGAUAAAAAGGAGUCCGUGGCCCACUGGGAGGCCCAAAUUACUGAGAUCAUCCAAUGGGUAAGUGAUGAAAAAGAUGCUCGAGGUUAUCUUCAAGCCUUGGCCUCUAAAAUGACAGAAGAACUAGAGGCCCUGAGGAACUCCAGUUUGGGUGCAAGAGCUACAGACAUGCCCUGGAAGAUGCGCCGCUUUGCAAAACUGGAUAUGUCUGCAAGGUUGGAACUACAGUCUGCUCUUGAUGCUGAAAUCCGAGCCAAACAGGCUAUUCAAGAUGAGUUGAAUAAAGUCAAAGCUUCCUGUAUCUCUACAGAGUGUAAAUUGCAAGAAUCUGAGAAGAAGAACAUGGAACUGUUGACAGAUAUUGAAAGGCUGAAAAAGGAGACAGAAGAGCUUAGAUCAGAAAAGGGUGUAAAGCACCAAGACUCACAGAAUUCUUUCUUGGCAUUUUUGAAUGCGCCUACCUCUGCUCUGGAUCAAUUUGAAAUUGAUUCAGUUGAGAAUUUUACAUUGUCUAAUACUCCAUCACGGGAUGAAGAUAGCAAGUCUCAUCUCCAUUCAAGAUCAAGGUCUCCUUCUACAGCUAGUGAGAUUGAACCAAUCGAGGUUACAGAUCAUCCUCCCCGUUCAAUUCACACACCAACCAUGAGGACAGCAUAUAUUGGAUCGGGACUCUCUGCACCAAAGCCUAAAGCCCACCAGUUUGUAGUGAAAUCAUUUAAUACACCAACAAAAUGCAAUCAAUGCACAUCUCUGAUGGUUGGUUUGAUACGACAGGGCUGUACUUGUGAAGUAUGUGGAUUCUCUUGCCACGUGACCUGUGCAGACAAGGCUCCCGCAGUAUGUCCAAUCCCUCCCGAACAGACUAAGGGACCUUUGGGAAUAGAUCCGCAGAAAGGCAUAGGAACAGCUUAUGAAGGACAUGUCCGAGUACCAAAACCAGCUGGAGUAAAGAAAGGUUGGCAGAGAGCGCUGGCAGUGAUCUGUGAUUUUAAACUCUUCCUAUAUGAUGUAGCGGAAGGAAAAGCAUCCCAGCCCAGCGUGAUAGUGAGUCAGGUCAUAGACAUGAGGGAUGAAGAAUUCUCAGUGAGUUCUGUCUUGGCCUCAGACGUCAUCCAUGCAAAUCGAAAAGAUAUCCCCUGUAUCUUUAGGGUUACAGCUUCCCAGCUCUCUGCAUCCAGUAAUAAGUGUUCAAUCCUGAUUCUAGCAGACGGUGAGAAUGAAAAAAGCAAGUGGGUAGGAGUGCUGAAUGAAUUGCAUAGGAUCUUGAAGAAGAACAAACUCAAAGACCGCUCAGUCUAUGUUCCCAAAGAAGCUUAUGACAGUACCUUACCCCUCAUCAAAACAACACAGUCAGCAGCAAUCAUAGACCACGAAAGAAUAGCUCUGGGGAAUGAAGAAGGGUUAUUUGUUGUGCAUGUCACCAAAGACGAGAUUAUCCGUGUUGGUGACAACAAGAAGGUUCAUCAGAUUGAGCUUAUCCCAAAUGAACAGCUCAUUGCAGUAAUCUCAGGACGAAACCGUCAUGUGCGGCUUUUCCCUAUGGCUGCCCUGGAUGGAAGGGAGACUGAGUUUUAUAAGCUGGCAGAGACAAAAGGCUGUCAGUCAAUAGUUUCUGGACAUGUGCGCCACGGAGCUCUUACAUGCCUGUGUGUAGCUAUGAAAAGGCAGGUCCUCUGUUAUGAACUAAAUCAGAGCAAGAUACGUCACAAAAAGAUCAAGGAGAUUCAAGUCCAGGGGAAUGUCCAGUGGAUGUCAGUCUUCAGUGACCGUCUUUGUGUGGGCUACCAGUCAGGUUUCUUAAAAUACCCCCUUCAUGGAGAAGGCAGCCCAUACAGUCUGCUCCAUCCAGAUGACCACACGCUAUCAUUUAUCUCACAGCAGCCAACUGAUGCCAUCUGUGCAGUCGAAAUCUCAAAUAAAGAAUACCUGCUGUGUUUUAGCAGCGUAGGGGUUUACGUUGACUGCCAGGGCCGAAGAUCUAGACAACAAGAAUUGAUGUGGCCCGCAACUCCAUCUUCUUGCUGUUACAAUGCACCAUACCUCUCUGUGUAUAGUGAAAAUGCAAUUGAUAUCUUCGACGUGAACUCCAUGGAGUGGAUUCAGACUAUUCCUCUCAAAAAGGUACGACCCUUGAAUACAGAAGGAUCACUAAACCUUUUAGGCCUGGAGACAGUUAGAUUAAUAUAUUUCAAAAACAAAAUGGCAGAGGGCGAUGAACUGGUAGUACCUGAGACAUCAGAUAACAGCCGGAAGCAAAUGGUUCGAAACAUCAACAACAAGCGCCGCUAUUCAUUCAGAGUACCAGAGGAGGAGAGGAUGCAGCAGAGGAGGGAGAUGCUACGUGAUCCGGAAAUGAGAAAUAAAUUAAUUUCUAACCCAACUAAUUUUAACCACAUAGCACAUAUGGGUCCAGGAGAUGGUAUACAGAUUCUCAAAGACCUUCCAAUGCAGCCUGUCACCAAUUAACUGGCCGUACAGUCUGGCCUCCCUUCUGCCCUCUUGUCCCUUGAAGCCACUUUAUCGUGGAUGCUCCUUUGUAGUGAAGAUCUGAAAUCUGGAACUGCACUUACUGCAGCACAGACCACCUCUCUGUGUACAUCAGAUGUACAGGAUUGAUUUUGCUUUCAUAUUCUGCAUGCUUAAGUAUUUCACAUACAAAAGCUAGUCGUGACUGCCAUUAUAUUUGAACAUUAUGCUUCAGUUUGACCUCAUUAUACAUGAGCCAUUAUACCUCCAUUCUAGAUGAUGUGUGAAGCUUUGCUUGUUUGAAAUGAGAAACUUUCGGAGUAAAUGAAUACUUACCCAUAUCUGGUAUUCUUUAAAGAAAGUGGGAACCCCAUGCAUGCAGCUAAUGGUGGAGUCCAUGGAGAAAGUUCCAUGGAGGAUUGUUUUAAAAAUGUUGCCAUAUUGUGGCUUUCUCACAUUCAUAAAUGCUGGCUAAAUAUUUUCAUGGUCUGCAGUUGGCCUACCCUCUGCUUUUAUGCUUGUGAUUUAAGACACUCCCUUUUCUCCCUUAUUGGCUUUUAGGAACGUAGCUUUGCUGCCAGUUCUCUGUUGUGAGCAGGUAACUCAGCAAAGUCUGCUUUCCUGGACCAUUCUUGGAAUGGUGGCUUCUUGUACUGAUAUUUAGAUGCUGCUAAACUUACUAAUAACAAUUUCAUGUAUAUUAUGUCUUAUAUGCCAUAAUGUGGUAAUUGAUGUUUUGGUUAACAUGCAAAGCCUCAUAAUAAGCAUAUGUUAAAAAAAAAAAAAAAGUUGGAUUUCACCAGCUGAAAUGAAGAGAACAGUAACAAUAAUGUUUGAUAAUAUGUAUUGGGAUGUGACUUAAUGUUCUUCCAGACUUUAAUACGUUCCACAUACAAAAAGCAGUGCCUUAGGUUUAGCGGAGGGGUAAGCUGUAUUUUUACCAUAUUUUAUUUUUUUAAGUCCUAACAUUUCUAAUGUUACUCAGAUCUGUUUGUUUUAAGGUGAUGAAAUCAGUUGGACAAGGGGAAGAGAAGAUUAGAAGUUAGAAAUUAGAAAAGGCUUUCUGAUUUGCUGGUGGCCGUUGGGCAAACCAUCCCCUUGCAGGCUGAACAUGUACAGAUGGCACAGGGAGGGAGACCGAGCCUUGAAAUGCUCUUCCAUUAAAUCUGGAUUUAGAUGACUUUAAAUUACAAGAGCACUUGUGUUAGCACAUUCUGUAGAGGUGAAUUAGAAAUUGUUUCUGUUUAAUUUGCAGGAUUAUUUGUCCCCUCUCUUUCUUUACGUCACACUUUGGGAGCACAUUGCUCAGCUGACCUAUUUAAAACAUUUGAAUUUCCCAGUACUUUUGCACCUUAUCUGCUAAGGGCCUAGUCUUCUGCAGCGCAGAGACGGCAGUGCAAAGUCUCUUCAUCACUAAAGCGCUGUGAGGAUUAAGUUAGUGUGCAGAAGGACAUAGGCCUCGUGUCAUCUGUCUACAGCAGAGUAAAUUGUCCCAGGUGUCUGACACUAACCAGUUCACCUUCCCACCAGACCUGUGUCCCUGUCCUGUCGAAACACUGUUCCCUCCCGUUGGAAAUACUCUGUGUUUGUUGUACGGGUGAUACUUAAUUUUAAUGGAAUUGCUAAAAUGCAUGAAUAACAGAAGGACAUCUCUUAAGACCUUUAACUGUUGUGUAUUCUCAUCUUUUCUUCUCCCCACACCAUCUCACCUGUGUUCACCUUCCUUUGUUUGUGUUAUGUCUAUUUUAGAUUGUAAGCUCCUCAAGGCAGGGAACUGAUGCUUCUCAACUGUCUGUAAAGCACCUUUCACAACUGCGGUG